AUGGACGACGAUUCAACGACGAUGCCCAAGGGCGUCGCAAUCUUUUCGGCCAUUAUAGGCUGGGCCUAUACAUUUCUCUGGACAGUCUCAUUCUAUCCGUUGCUUAUAAGCAACAUCCGUCGUCGCUCAACACACGGAGUCUCGGUCGACUUUUGCUUGCUAAACCUUCUUGGCAUGACCGCGUAUGCCAUCUACAACAUUACCAUGAGAUUUUCUCCCGUCGUCAGGCGACAAUAUGCAGCGCGCAACCCCCAAAAUCCAACCCCAAUAGUGCAGUCCAACGACGUCGCAUACGCGUUACACGGUCUGUUCAUCUCGGCCACCAUCUACUCUCAGUUCUAUCCGCGUCUCUGGGGAUUCGAUACUGCGAAACCGUCUCGAAUUAGCCCUUGGUGUAGCCUCGUGUUUUGGGGCUGUAUCAUUGCGGCCCUUGUAGGCGCGUUUGUUGCCAUUCUCGUACCAUACUCGCAAAGCUGGAUGUGGCUAGAUGUGAUCUACCUUGUUGGAAACAUCAAGACAUUUCUCACUCUCCUCAAGUAUAUACCGCAAACAUGGCUCAACUACAAGAGGAAGUCGACCCAAGGCUUGCCGCUCCUCCCAUUCGCGCUCGACAUUGCCGGCGCGUCGCUCUCUCUUCUGCAGUUGCUCAUUGACUCUGCAUACAGCAGUAAUCAACCAACGGCCUUGUCAAACCCGGUCAAACUCCUGCUUGCCUAUGUCACCAUUUGUUUUGAUCUCGUAUUCUUCUUCCAGCACUAUGUACUUUACAGAAAUGCGACAGACGAUGAUUUGCUGGGUGGAAGGCAUGCUGACGAAGAAGACCAUAGAUUAUUGGAAACGGAACUGCGAUAG
Pochonia chlamydosporia 170 is the source of this 852-nucleotide messenger RNA. RefSeq names its product cystinosin. The transcript is spliced from 2 exons. Gene Ontology annotation, cellular component: fungal-type vacuole; vacuolar membrane. Bases 1 to 852 code for a protein of 283 amino acids. Gene Ontology annotation, biological process: L-cystine transport. The record is from RefSeq and is a predicted model, not a curated record. Lineage: Eukaryota; Fungi; Ascomycota; Sordariomycetes; Hypocreales; Clavicipitaceae. Gene Ontology annotation, molecular function: L-cystine transmembrane transporter activity.